AUGAAGCAUCACCGAUAUCUCAUUGCCUGCGUCUUACCGCUACUGUUUCCUCUAUCCAUUUGGGCGGAAGACAAUGCUCAGCAUUAUCUGGCCAAAGGCAACGAGUUUCUCACCACUGGUCAGUUCAACGACGCUGUCAUAAACUUUGACGCUGCCAUCUCGCGCGAUCCUGACAAUUACCUGUCGUACUUUAAGCGGGCCAUGGCGUAUCUGUCCAUGGGACGAAAUAAUGCCGCAGUGGAUGACUUCUCUAAAAUUCUUACUCUCAAACCCGACUUUGACAAGGCACUCUUGCAGCGCGCACGAAUUUAUGCCAAAGAAGGUCAAUUCCAACUCGCCAAAACCGAUUUACAAAAGUAUUUGAAAUCGUCGGCCAAAGAUGCAAACGCCAAAGCAUUGCUUGAGUCUGUAGAAAAAGCCGAGUCUUCGCUUACCCUGGCGGAAAAGAAAAGGUCACUGGGUGAAUACGAUGAAUGCAUUGAACUGGUGUCUUCCGUGGUGCAGACCUCGCCUCAAUUGGCCCGAGUUCGAUUGUUGGCAGCUCAAUGUCAUAUUGCCAAAGGCGCCAUUGAUGAAGCAGCGGGUGAUUUAGCACGUGCGGCUCAUUUGACGCCCUCGGAUCCGCAGCUUUUGACCCGGUUAGCGAAAAUCAAUUACUUUUCGUUGUACGAACCUCAGGGCGCUCUUUCGCAUGUCAAGCAGUGUCUUCAUUACGAUCCGGAACAGAAAGAAUGCAAAAAAUUGUUCCGUCUUAUCAAAAAGUUGGAAAAGGAAUUGACGACGAUUCGCAACGAUUACAGCAGCAAGAAAUACGCCACAGCGGCCAACAAGCUGAUUGGAACGAGCAGUAAAAGAGGAUUGAUUGCCGAUGCUGAUGAACAAAUGCAGAGCUUGGAGAAGGAGCUGGAUGCGGUCCAGAAAAUGCCAAAAAAUUUGCACGUGCAGAUCUAUGAAUUGGCGUGUAAAAUAUUUGGGGAACAAAAGAGCAAAGAUGCGGGCAAGGUCGAAAAAUGGUGUUCGGCAGUCUUGUCUUUGAAUGAAAACAACGUGGAUGCAUUGAUUUACCGCGGUGAAGUGAAAUUGGAAGCAAACGAAUUUGAAGCUGCUGUCAAAGAUCUUCACCAGGCCAACGAAGUCUCUGAAGGACGCAAUCACCGUGUGCGCCAAUUACUGCAGCGUGCUCAACAAAUGCUGAAACAGAGCAAACGCAGGGAUUACUACAAAAUUUUGGAUGUUUCAAGGAACGCUGACACACGCGAAAUCAAAAAGGCGUAUCGCAAGAAAGCGCAUGAGUGGCAUCCCGAUAAGUACAGCGGAGAAAUGAAUCGAGAACAAGUGGAGCAAAAGAUGGCCGAAAUCAACCAAGCUUAUGAAGUACUAAGCAAUGAUGAUUUACGGCAGCAAUACGAUAAUGGGUUCGAUCCUUAUGACCCCGAAAACGGUCAGAGAGGCGGCGGUGGCGGUCCUGGUGGCCAUCCCUUCCAUGGACAAAAUCCGUUUGCCCACUUUCAGGGUGGUUUUCCAUUCGGUGGUGGAUUCCCUGGUGGAAAUGGUCAGCCCUUUAGCUUCAAGAUGCAGUUUUAA
Messenger RNA from Radiomyces spectabilis, 1584 nucleotides. RefSeq lists its product as uncharacterized. The transcript is spliced from 6 exons. The coding region runs from base 1 to 1584 and encodes 527 amino acids. Gene Ontology annotation, biological process: protein folding in endoplasmic reticulum. Lineage: Eukaryota; Fungi; Mucoromycota; Mucoromycetes; Mucorales; Radiomycetaceae. Gene Ontology annotation, molecular function: protein-folding chaperone binding; misfolded protein binding. The record is from RefSeq and is a predicted model, not a curated record. Gene Ontology annotation, cellular component: endoplasmic reticulum.